Molecule: messenger RNA, 616 nt
Organism: Brassica oleracea var. oleracea
Lineage: Eukaryota; Viridiplantae; Streptophyta; Magnoliopsida; Brassicales; Brassicaceae
Product: EG45-like domain containing protein 2
Exons: 3
Coding region: 62-454 (130 amino acids)
Biological process (GO): systemic acquired resistance
Cellular component (GO): apoplast; cell wall
Source: RefSeq, a predicted model, not a curated record
UGCCCCCUCCUCCUAGCUUCAUUACUUCACAAACCAGCAAGAACACACAUAAUAAAAGAAAAUGAUAAAAAUGGUGCUAAAGUUUGUCGUGACGGUGAUAGUGUUUGCACAAAUCUUAACUCCAAUUGCUGAAGCUGCUCAAGGAAGAGCCGUGUUUUACGACCCUCCCUACACUAAGUCUGCUUGUUAUGGAAAUCAAUACGAAACGAUGGUGACUGGAGUCAGGAACAAUCUGUGGCAAGGAAGCCGAGCUUGUGGUCGGAGGUACAGGGUUCGAUGCAUUGGCCCUACGUACAACUUUCCAAGAGCGUGCACGGGACGUAGCGUAAUCGUCAAGGUAGUUGAUUUAUGCCGGGAGCCUUGCAAUGGCGACCUUAAUCUCUCUCGUGACGCUUUUAGGGUCAUUGCUAAUACUGAUGCCGGCAACGUCCGCGUCGAAUACACUCCGAUAUGAAGAAUAAGCAAAAGAAGAUGAAGAGUUGAUUUCAUGUGUAGUAUUCCAAUAAAUCGAGAGGAAAUGAUGUAUAAUCUUGCUAAAUGUUAUAUGUAUGGAUGGAUGGUCCUUUGUGAUGAAAUAAUUGUACUUCAAAUAAGAAUUCCACUAUUUCCUACUAAA